Brassica napus (rape) is the source of this 3305-nucleotide messenger RNA. Its product is annotated as glutathione S-transferase T3-like. The record is from RefSeq and is a predicted model, not a curated record. Lineage: Eukaryota; Viridiplantae; Streptophyta; Magnoliopsida; Brassicales; Brassicaceae. Bases 1039 to 1662 code for a protein of 207 amino acids. The transcript is spliced from 2 exons.
GUAUGCUGAAAAUUAAAUCAAAAAGAGUAAAAAUAGAUAGAUAUGGUUCUAAAAAUGGAAUUUUUGGAACCAUAUCUAAGUUGCAACGUGUCAAUUUCUCAUUUGUUAGUGUUUUUUUCUAAAAAAAAACCCACAAGGCCACAACGCUUCCUCAUUCCAAUCCUACGCUUCGUUUCAAUUUGGAACCCUAAUUGGUGAAUUACCAAGGAUGGAGUUUGAUGGAGAAGACGGUAGAGGAAGGAGAUGGAUUGAACAGGAAGAAGGAAGAUAGCGGUAACGAGAAGAGCGACGGUGGAGAACGGUGGAGGCAAGAGAAGGGAUCGGGAGAACUCACGACUUCCACCGGCAAAACUAUAUGAGCUCCGGCUACUUUGAUUCUUGCUCCGACGGCUCUUCCGGUCUCCAAUUGGAGCUCCGACCGUGGAGAUUAAAAACUUUCGUCCUUUGUUCCAGCCAUCUGCGAUCUGCUUGCAUGUACAGAGAGGUGAACUUUUCGUAUCAUGAAGCCAGAGAACAAAACCUAACUAACAAAGAUGGUCUCGUCCUUUACUAAUUUUGAAAGAGAUCCCAAACAGGUAACUUCAGUUCUCUUUUGAAAUUGGUUGUUAGAUGUUAACUAGGGCAGCUUGUUCAGUCUACAUCAAAUUUACUUAAGUGAUCAAUGCUUGGUAGAGUCUAGUAUCUUGGUAGUUACUCAAGUGAUCAAUGCUUGGUAGAGUCUAGUUACUUAAUGUGAUCAAUGCUUGGUUGUUUUUAGAUUAGGUAAGACUUUAUUGCUAACACCACACACUUGAAACACUUAAACACACUCACACUUCUGAUAAAUGAAAGCAACACACUUACACUUUAAACACUUCAACACACUUAAACACAGCUCGUCCUUGUUCAUCUCUUUGUUUCUCCAUUGCUCUUUCAUUUUCUAUCUCUUUCUUUAUCCUUUGCUGUGUCCUUUACCAUUUUUUUUGUUUUUCUCCUUUUCUCAUUUUUCUGAAAAACUACUUCACUCUUUCCUUCUCCUUUCUCCACCAGAAAGUAGGAAUGGAUUCUUCAAAUCCAUUUACUCAGUCUUCAGGUUUUCUGGAUCUGUUAAGUAGCCAACAGUGUGAUCCUGUCUCACAAAGCAUAGCUCUUGGAUCUUCAGAAGUUCCUCUUUUUAGUUCCCAGUGGACUAAUGCUCCAACUCAAGCUGAAGAGACAACUGAAGACAGAAGAGGCAAAAGGAAUUGGUCACAAAAGGAAGAUGUGGUGCUCAUAAGUGCUUGGCUUAACACAAGCAAAGAUCCGGUCACAGGGAAUGAGCAAAAGGCUGGCUCCUUUUGGAAAAGAGUUGGAGCUUACUUCAAUGCAAGUCCUCAUCUUGUUGGUAUGCCAGAUAGAGAGGUUGGUAACUGUAAGCAAAGGUGGUCCAAUAUCAGCGACCAAGUCUCCAAGUUUGUUGGCUCGUUACGUGCUGCAACAAGUCAGCAGUCAAGUGGGCAGAAUGAUAAUGAUGUAAUGAAGCUUGCUAAUGAAAUCUAUCACCAUGAUUAUGGUGCCAAGUUCACACUUGAGCAUUGUUGGAGAGAGCUCAAAAAUGAACAGAAAUGGCUGGCAACUUUUGGGACAGAUAACAGCAAGUCAAAAAGAAGGAAGGGUGAAGCUGGUUCUCAAGCUUCUGUCUAGUCAUCAAGCCAUGGAAAUCAAGAAGAGGCUCGUCCUGAAGGUGUUAAGAAGGCAAAGGCAAGGUUGAAGGCUCAAAGGAGUGCCCAAGAGAUGGAAGCGACCAGCAGCAAGUCUGUGGAGAAGUUGCAAGAGAUGUUUGAGAUAAGGAACCAGGAUCAUGAAUUGAAGAAGCAGGACUUUGAAAUGAAGGAGAAGCUUAAUAAGUAACAUAUGUUUAGUGAGAUUGAAUUGGCUUUGAAGAACAAACUAAUAAGUGAUAUGUUGUCAUAAGCAUCUAUGAUGUCUAUAGAGUCAGUCUGCUUCUGCUUCUGCUUAUGUAUUUGUUUAUGGGGUCAGUUUGUUGUUGUUUAUUGAAUCAGUUUGCUUGUCUAUGUUUUGAUUAUGUCUUAUGUUUUAAAAGUCGGAUGAAUGAUGUAUUUUCACUAUCUAUGAACUUGUUUUAGUAAUGGUUUAAAACUGAAUCAUGAGAAGCUUUGGUUUUGUCUACCAUGUGUUUUUAAUCUCUAACUAAAAAUAUUGGUUAAUUAAGAUGUCUAAAUAAUAAUUAAAAGAAAACAGGAGGAGGGAAGAAGGUAACGAGUGGACGUAACUCUAGACGGAGGAGAGACGUGGAGUGUGUGUGAGCUUGACCAUUAAGAGAUGCUGAACAAGUAUGGCAAGUGGAUCAGCUUCCGAGGAUCGACGCACAGCUUGCCCAGUCGCAGAGCGUGGUGGCAACUUAACUUCCAAGGAUCGACGCACAGCUUCCGGUGAUGAUAAGGAGCUUGACCACUUCAUGGUAACUUAACUUCUCCUUCCUUCUCACCAUAUUUUUAUUUUAUUUUCCAUUAUUUAAUUUUGUCUUGUCUUUUAGUUUAUAGUUUCACGGUUUAUAGUUUAUCAUGGUUGGACAGAUGAUUUUAUUUUGAGAUAUAGUUUGGUUGAACGAUACAUUGGUCGUAGUAAUGAAUAUAUUCAUCUGACUUCUGGAUAUAUUUAUAUAACAUUUGUUACCUGCCUGAGUUCAAUUUGUGGUACCAGAAGACCCCACCUCGGUUCUCAAAGCUUGGUGGCAGUCUUAUUCAAAGUGGCCUUACCCUACUUUGAUGUUUGACUAUGUGUUGAAAACAGGGGAUGAUGAACAACUGAUGGUGUAUACUCAAGAAGAAUCUAGUUAAGCUAAUGGAGAGAGGAUGUAAUUGACAUGGGAAUUGUAUUCAUGUUACUUUAGCUUUGCAUUCGGUUGUCUUUAGAAUUGUAAUUUUGUUUAUGAUUUCUCAAUCUAUGAUAAAUGUUUUUAUGUCAAGUUAAUUUAAAUUUUAUGUAAUUCAAUAAUUAUAAGUUUUUUUUAAUUAUAGAGUGUGAUGCAAGUAAUCUAUUAUUACUAGUUUUCAAAUUUUUGAAACUUAGAACCUUUAAUUGGUUCUAUCAUUGGAGGGGUUAAAACUAAACAAGUAUCUAAAAUUUUUAAUUUGAUUAUUUUCAAUUAAAAAAUGAUUUAGAACUCUAAGACCAUAUCUAUUGUUGGAGAUGGUCUAAUGUGUUUGGUUUUCUAAAACAAUAUUAAUGUGGGUCUCACAAGACCACCAUUUAAGCUAAGCCACUGAAAUUUAAGUUUUUUUCUUGAUUUAAAGUUUUCAAAUUAAAAACAUAAACUAUUACAU